Molecule: messenger RNA, 1894 nt
Organism: Phasianus colchicus (ring-necked pheasant)
Lineage: Eukaryota; Metazoa; Chordata; Aves; Galliformes; Phasianidae
Gene: CMC2
Product: C-X9-C motif containing 2
Cellular component (GO): mitochondrion
Source: RefSeq, a predicted model, not a curated record
GUCCGGGCACUUCCGGUGUCCCGGCGCUUUGGCUUGGGGCUGUGUGCUCGGCCCCGGCCCCGUCUGGCUGGGUUCGUCCUUUUUGGAACAGAAGUAAGCUGUGAAUAAAUGCUGCUCUUGCGAGAAGAGAACCCUUACACAGCUGGAGCUGCACUACAACGGUGGAAAUUUUCUCAGAUUCUUUUACUGCUAAAAUCAUCACUACAUAAGAUGCAUCCAGACCUGUCUCCUCACCUGCACACUGAAGAAUGUAACCUCAUUAUCAGUCUGCUCAAGAAGUGUCACAAGGAGCACAAUGUUCUGAGGUUUUUUGGCCAUUGCAAUGAUAUCGACCGUGAGAUGCGGAAGUGCUUAAAGAAAGAGUAUGAAGAAAAAAGGGCCAGGAACAAGGAGUUGCGUCGGAAAAUAAUUAAUGCUCACAAAAACCUUGAGAAGUGAGCUAUACUAUAUAUGGACAAUUGCAUCUCAAUAGAGACACUCACUUGAAAGUUGAUAGAAUAUCUCUUUCAUAUUGCCAUUAUUCAACCUGUGGUUUGUGAAAUGGUGGAAAAAUAAACAUACCUAAAACAUAUUAAUUUCCAGAAAGAUAAACUGAAUGUGGGAAAAAUACAAUGAUUUCUCACAAGUUAACUUUUGGCCUCAAAAAGACACCUGUUGUGACAACUUGUGAUUCUGUCAUAAUUUUGUUAUGACUAUUAAGUAAUGAUGUAUCAAAUAUCAAUGUGUGUGGAGUAUUAUGCAUUCAAAGCUGCAGCAUUCCCAAUCCUGUGUUGAGUUGCAUUUAUUCCUUCACAGUUAGUAGUUUCUCUUUCAUCUUUUUUUCCUUGCAAAAUGCUGAAUGAUUUAUCACAACACUAUGAAGAGUGAAUGAAAACAGUGUUUAAAUGGAUUACUAGAAAUGAAUUUCAAACCAAUGUGGUUUGAAAUUGAAGAUGGCCUAUCAAGCAAUUAGUGGAGUUCUAGUAUUUUUGCUGAAGCCAAAAUGACGAAACGACCAUUUUCCAUUGAGAAUAUUAACAAUUCUUCCUGCCAACUGUAAGUACAGAAUAGACUGCCGUAAGUUAACUUGUUUAUCAUAUGUGAUGCAAAUUGCUUUAGAAACUCAGAAUGGAACUUCUUCAGGGAUUCUAAAGCACUGCCUUCAUUUACACUGAGUACAGUCAGAGUAUGCUGAGCGCUGCCAAAAAUACAAGCUAUGUUGUUCAUCUACGUACACUAAUACAAAGGGGACGUUAAGUCAUGAUUACUGCUGUUGAAGAAAAACUCAGGUUAGAAAAUGCAUCUUGCCUUUCAGUUGCUCAAAUCAAUGAGCAGUGUGCUAAUCAAGCUGCCUCAUUAGCUACAAGUGUUGUUCAUUUGCUAUCUAACUGCAGAAAGUUCUGAACAUAUUUCUGAAUGCCAAGAAUUUGAUAUGAGGAUGCUGUGUUGGCUUAUGUAGCAAUGGAGCUGCUUUGUUGAAUGUCUCUUGGAUUCCCCUUAUUUUUUUUUUUUAAUGACUUUACCGUUUUGCUUAGCAAGAAGACUACUUAAAGCAAAAUUUUAUUGAGUUAAAUAUAAUAAAUCUCUUGAAGUCUUUUGAGGAAAGAGCCUACUGUCAAUGAAUUCAACAGUUUGUAUAUCAAUGCUAGUUCUUGUAACAGUCUUACAUUAAGUUCUUGCAUCUGUUUUGGAACAAAACUGUAUUUUGAAAGGUAAGUUAGAAGUAUUUGACUUGUUUUUCAAUACCUGGAUGGACCCAGUUGUGUUGGUAAAGCAUGACUGCAAAAGUAUAUGCAGAAGGUGAGAGUUCCAAGAAAAACUGAAACUAUUACUGGUGUAUAUUUUGAUGUGCUCUCUAUUUCUUAGGAUAAAUAAAUGAUAUGUUAUGUAAAUUAAAUGCUCUAGUGGUUGGAAA